AUGCCCAGACGCACCGUGGGAAAUCCUCUAAGCGCCUCCAUUUACAUUGGUGCUUUUGCGCUUGGAUGCUAUGCGCUCAAUUAUUUGGUGAACAACGUCAUACUUCCUCCCCAUCUUGCUGGUGGGGGCCACUGGCAGUUUCUCACCAAUCUUUCGCUUCUCUUUUCGCUCAUGGUGUUUGCCGUUGGCUUCGUGGGACAUUUGUCGAAGAGUGCCGCCUUGUACAACUUGAAGAACUCCUUGCACCCUAUCGCUCUCGUGCUUGAAUGCGUGGUGACUUCCGUGUACUGGCCCUUGCGGAUUUUCUUGUUGCACCAUCUUGUGAAAGAUCCGAGCCGCGAGAUGAUCCCAUUGUCGAUCGACCUUUGUCUCCACUUGGUGCCUGUGGUGGCACUCAUGGUGGAUUACAUUUUCUUCAUGCCCCGGUGGACAAUCACCCCAAGCAAUGCCUUUUGCGCAUGUAUUGUGCUCACCAGCUUGUACUGGUUCUUUUUGAAGCUGGUGAUUGACUUUGAAAACGGCGGCGAGUACCCCUACAUGUUUUUGAAUGUGGAAACCGAUCUUGUACGGGCGUUGAUCUUUGCUGCCGUGGGCCUCGUUGGGUUUGUCCUGUUUCUCUUUUUCCGGACAGUCUACGACGUCAUAGUGCACCCGGAAAUCGAGGCUGUAGAAGAGGCCAAGAUGAAGAAAAACCUAUAA
Messenger RNA from Clavispora lusitaniae ATCC 42720, 699 nucleotides. RefSeq lists its product as uncharacterized. NCBI's taxonomy places the organism in Eukaryota, Fungi, Ascomycota, Pichiomycetes, Serinales, Metschnikowiaceae. The record is from RefSeq and is a predicted model, not a curated record. Gene Ontology annotation, cellular component: membrane; endomembrane system.